UGAUCGUGUGUCAUCAAGCUAGUUUCUCGCUAAGCCGCGCCGCUGUCGGGAAACUUUAACAAAAACACAGGAGACAACACAAACGGUCGCAGUUUUUACCCCUUUCGGAAGCUACCCGACACAGUAUAACCAUGGACUGUGGAAUUAUCACCUCGAAAUCCGUGCUUUUGCUUCUAAGUUUGAUAUUUUGGGCAGCAGGGGGCUCCCUCGUCUACGUGGGCUCCUAUGUGAUCCGGAGCUACAACAACUUUGACAACUUCCUGGAAGACCGCUUUACCCUCAUCCCCGCCAUCAUCAUCAUCAGCGUGGGCGUGGUCAUGUUUGCCAUCGGCCUGGUGGGGUGCUGUGCCACCCUUAAGGAGUCCAAAGUGGGCCUGAGCUUCUUCUUCCUGGUCAUCCUGGUGGUGUUUGCAGCAGAGGUGGCAGCAAUGGCUCUGGGCUUCCUCUACCAGAGCAGGAUCAAGGGAGACUUGGAGCUCUCGAUGAACAACGUGUUUAUGAAGUAUGACGGGAACAACUCUGAGACCAGAGCUGUGGAUUACCUGCAGCGCCAGUUGCAGUGCUGUGGGGUGCAGACCUACACCAACUGGACUUCAACUCCCUGGUUCACGGGCCACAACGACUCAGUUCCUGUUUCCUGCUGCAAAGCCAACUCAACAGAAUGCACUGGCAGGCUGGAUCAACCCACGCUUCUCAAUACUCAGGGCUGUGAGGCCAAGCUGGUGCAGCUGAUGCAGGAUGUGUUGAGCUACGCCAUGCUGGUCAUCCUGGGCUUCGCCAUCAUCAAGUUCUUCGGGAUGCUCAGCGUGUGUGUCAUCAACUGCAAGUCUGGAAGGAGGAGUGGCUACCAGCCCCUCUAUGCCUGAUCUGUCCCCCUCACCCCUGUCCCCCUGUCCCCCUUACCCCUGUCCCCCUCACCCCUGUCCCCCUGUCCCCCUCACCCCUGUCCCCCUCACCCCCACUCCUGACUUUGGACGCCAGAGUUAAAAGGUUAAAGGAAGCUCCAGAGGUCUAUCUCCCUGCUCCAGACCUCCAACCUGCUCCCUGUCUCUCCUCCUCCUUCUCCUUCUCUAUCCUUCCCAUCUUCUUUCCUCCUUUCAUUCCCCAAAGCUACUAGACAUGCAGUACCACAUUAGAAGCAUUCAGAUAUGCUUUUAUACAUUUAAACACACAUUUACACAACUACACAUUUAAAGUGUAGUUUUACACACGUCUAGUCUGACCAUCCUGGCGCCUUCACCUCCACCCUCUCCUCCUCCACCCUCACCUCCACCACCCUUACCCCCAUCUUCACCCUCUCCUCCUCCACCCUCACCUCCACCACCCUUACCCCCAUUUUCACCCUCUCCUCCUCCACCCUUACCCCCAUCUUCACCCUCUCCUCCACCCUCACCUCCCCCACCCUUACCCCCACCCUCUCCUUCACCCCAAACUAGCCUACAUAGUCAUGGAUGGUUGGUCUUUGAGGUUUGAACAUGUGAUACCUGCCAGAACAGGCUUUUUAAAUGAGUGACUUGAUCCUGCAGUGUGCAUGCUCUCCUGGGGAUCCCUAACCCUCCAGACACCAGGAAGUCCCCCGGUAGGAUUUGAAGGUAGCUCCUGCCAUAACUGACUGCACUGUCUGGACACCAUUCGAGGCCAUUUUAACAGAAGAUAGAUUUGUAAAAGUGAUGUGGUUGCCACUGCUAACAUCCGGGUUUGAGAAACCACUACACUGACUUUUAUAUGAAAUGCUUUGCUUUUGGGUUUCAAAAAUGAACGGUUAUGGGAUUGUUUUUCAUAUUUAGUGUUAUGAGUUGAAUAUUCCAGAUGUACAGGUUGAGUUGCAUGUUUUAGACUUACAGGAAACAGUCAAGUGAAAUGUGAAACAUGCAGUUAGACACCCGUGAUGGUGUGGUGAUUCAGUACCAUCACUUGAGACACAACCACAGAUUUAUACGAAUUUUGAUUGAUUGAUUCACGCCUUUUAUUUUGUAAACUUUGCUUAGAAAGGCUUGUGUUCAGAGGGUGUGUUGAGUGUUUAUUUUGCCAGUUAAACAUUUGCUCUGAAAGAAUUGGAAUUUAAUCCCAGUAGUGAAUACCCUGCACUGUAGUAUGACUUCGUUGUGUAUAUUUUAUUUCUCAUGUAAUAAAAACUAACAAAACAAUCAUUUACAA
Molecule: messenger RNA, 2157 nt
Organism: Hypomesus transpacificus
Lineage: Eukaryota; Metazoa; Chordata; Actinopteri; Osmeriformes; Osmeridae
Gene: tspan36
Product: tetraspanin 36
Exons: 7
Coding region: 132-866 (244 amino acids)
Biological process (GO): protein localization to plasma membrane; protein maturation; regulation of vascular endothelial growth factor signaling pathway
Cellular component (GO): membrane
Source: RefSeq, a predicted model, not a curated record